ACAAAUUUUCGUGUUUGUUAUAAUAUUUUGUAAGCCGAUAACCUAUAGAAAUAUUAUUAUAGAAUUUAAUUUAAUAUGGAAGAAGUUUUUAAAGAUCCCGUUCAACUUUCUUCAGGAGUGAAACUAAAAGAUUUAAUAAGUGGUAACUCGGAAUUUCAAAUAGAUAUGGACUUCAAGAAACCGAAUAUGGGCUUGAUGACAAAUUGCGAUGAUGACCUCUGUCCUGAUAUCGGAGACAGUGAUAGCGACUCUGAAGAUGCAUUCAAGAAUAUAGAAAAGUCAACGGAGAAACAAAUGCUCUCCUGCCCGGAGUAUCACUCGUUCGGCGAUCUCUCGACGAAGAUGGUUGAUUGUAUAUCGACUGGUGAUGUCAAAAUGCUCAUCAUGGAAGAAGGCAAUGGUCCGCUGAUACCAGUAGAUGCGAUGGUGACCAUCCACUAUGCAGCAUAUUUUGAAAAGGCGAAAAUUCCUUUCGAUUCCACACUCACAAUGAAUGGUGGUGCCCCAUUGCGCAUGCGAUUAGGCAGAGGACGGUUUCUACCAGGUCUCGAAAUCGGUCUGACUUGUGUCAAAGGACCGAAGGCUAGGUUCCUUCUGCUGCUGCAGCCGAGGAUGGCAUGGGGGCUCCAAGGUGCUCCGCCAAGGAUUAGACCGGAGCCAGCGCUGUUUGUUAUCUCUUUGUACGACGUUGACGACGUUCAAGCUAUAUCAAGGUUCAACGAUCUGCCAUCGCAGGAACAGAAGAAAUACGAGGUUACGAUGAAAACAGUGAAAUCUCUGCACAAUUACUCAAAAGAUUUGUUCUCGAAGAAGAAGUACUUUAAAGCCGUCAAGAAUUACCAACAGUCAAUAUCUAUACUAAACAUAUCACAGCCAGAGAACGAUCUAGAAAGAGAAGAAGUAGAAAAAUUAAAAAUCAACGCUUACACAAACUUAGCUGUGUGUUAUUAUAAAUUAAAUAAACCCAAACACGUUCUUAAUAUGUGUGCGUCCUUAGAAUAUAUCGUAGAUGUAGAUAAACAUUGCAAAAUCUUGUUUUAUUACGCUCGAGGUCACGAGAUGUUAGGUAAGUAUGAGGAUGCUGUUACAUAUUACAAGAAAGCGCUUAAAUUGCAACCGAAAAACAAAGAAAUAGGUGAAGCGCUUGCGAAUUUAGACAAAUAUAACUUAAAAUCAGCUGAUCAGGAAAGAGAUUUGUGGCAGAAUGCGUUUAAGUGUUCGUCUGCGAAAAAGACAGUCGUCUAUGACGUAGACGAGAGUUUCAAAAAUGGCGUAACUGACAUGUGUCAAAAUUUGGCGGGAAACGAAGAAUAUGCGAAAUUCGAUUUGCCUCCCGGUUUGACGAAAGAUGAGGUCGAAUGUAUAAAAGAUUUGAGUUCGAAAUUUGAGGGAUUAGUCGUUUUAGAGGAGGGACAGGGGAAAAGGAAAAAGCUUUCCAUUGUAAAAAAGUCGCAUACAUAAAUUUUUUAUAUAAAAUAUUUUCUAUCUUUUCACACAUGACGACUUAGUUUUAAAUAUAACCAUAGUCAGUACUCAGUUCCAAACACUAGCAGAUAAGACUAAAGCCGAAUAAAUAAACAUCAUU
Molecule: messenger RNA, 1585 nt
Organism: Vanessa tameamea
Lineage: Eukaryota; Metazoa; Arthropoda; Insecta; Lepidoptera; Nymphalidae
Product: inactive peptidyl-prolyl cis-trans isomerase shutdown-like
Exons: 6
Coding region: 76-1461 (461 amino acids)
Biological process (GO): spermatogenesis; piRNA processing
Cellular component (GO): cytoplasm
Molecular function (GO): Hsp90 protein binding; peptidyl-prolyl cis-trans isomerase activity
Source: RefSeq, a predicted model, not a curated record